Messenger RNA from Acromyrmex echinatior (Panamanian leafcutter ant), 657 nucleotides. RefSeq names its product HIG1 domain family member 1A, mitochondrial. NCBI's taxonomy places the organism in Eukaryota, Metazoa, Arthropoda, Insecta, Hymenoptera, Formicidae. Gene Ontology annotation, cellular component: mitochondrion. The record is from RefSeq and is a predicted model, not a curated record. Gene Ontology annotation, biological process: mitochondrial respirasome assembly.
ACUAGUGAACGUUACGUUACUGAAGCUACAUUGGACGCGCAUGCGUCUGAAACUAACGGCCCGGCUAACACAUUGCAUCAGAUGAUCAGAGAAUGAGAGAAGGAUCCAAAGAGGUUUCGGUCUUCUUUUCCAUAGCCGACAGUUUUUCCUAACCUGAAUAGUCGUCAACUUUAACGAUUAAUAUCUCGGUUCACGGAGCAGAGCGACACUUCUUUUUAUCAGAUUCUUUCGUGUAAAACUGCAUCGAUUGAAAUCGAAUUUCAUCAAAAUUGGAUUAGCUGUUAUUAGUUAUCACUACAUUCUUUUUUAAAAAUGGCUACUACUGAUGAUGACAUAAUAAUUGAUCAAACUUUGUCAGAGAGAUUGCUAGAGAAAGGACAAAAAUCACCAUUUCUUAUUGCAAGUUUAAUAAGUUUAGCAGGUAUCUGUGGCUAUGGUAUUUAUGGUUUUAAGAAGAAAAAGAUAUCUACACAGUUAUAUUUAAUACAACUCCGAGUUGCUGCCCAAGGAACAGCAAUAGCUUGUUUAACAAUAGGAAUGGGAUAUCACAUGAUAAAGAAGUAUGUCUUGCACGAUGAAAAAGAACCAUAAUGCUUAAUGUUAGAUUAAUAGCUUAAUUGUUUAAUAAAAUAAUAGGAAUUAGAAAUAUGAAAAGUA